UGGGGCUGCUGGUGCCGCGGCUGCUGGUGCUGCGGUUGCAGCCGCUUUUGCUUCUGCUUCUCUUGGAACCGCCGCAUUCGCCUGGAUCAGCUAGCCAGCGAGGAAGGGGCUCCCAGCUCUAGAGGUUGAGCCUUCACCUGCACUGAGUGAGUGACGGAGUGAUCGACUGAGUGACGGAGUGAUCGACGGACUGACGGGCCGGGCCUGGGGUAAGGCACACACAUUGUGAUUCAAGAAGUUCACCAAUAAUGGAGUUGGCCCAUAGUUUAUUGCUAAAUGAAGAAGCUUUGGCCCAAAUUACUGAAGCAAAGAGGCCUGUCUUUAUCUUUGAGUGGUUGCGAUUUCUUGACAAAGUCCUGGUGGCUGCUAACAAGACUGAUGUGAAGGAAAAGCAGAAAAAGCUUGUUGAGCAACUCACUGGAUUAAUAAGCAGUUCUCCUGGCCCUCCAACAAGGAAAUUAUUAGCUAAAAAUCUUGCAGCUCUUUAUAGCAUUGGAGAUACUUUCACUGUCUUUCAAACUCUUGACAAGUGUAAUGAUAUUAUCAAAAACAAAGAUGACACUGCAGCCUAUUUGCCAACCAAACUGGCUGCAGUAGCAUGUGUUGGAGCAUUUUAUGAAAAAAUGGGGAGGAUGUUAGGAAGUGCAUUUCCAGAAACAGUUAACAAUCUUUUGAAGUCUCUGAAAAGUGCAGAGUCUCAAGGCCGAAGUGAAAUCUUAAUGAGCUUACAAAAAGUCCUAAAUGGGCUGGGUGGUGCAGCAGCUUCCUGUCACCGUGAUAUUUAUAAGAAUGCAAGAUCUCUGCUUAGUGACAGAUCUAUGGCUGUUAGGUGUGCAGUUGCUAAAUGCCUGCUAGAACUACAGAAUGAAGCUGUAUUUAUGUGGACGGCCGAAUUGGAAAAUAUAGCCACAUUAUCUUUUAAGGCUUUGGAAAGCUCAAAUUAUGGGGUUCGAGUGGCAGUGGCAAAACUCUUGGGAACAGUCAUGGCUACAGCAUUGAUGCCUAAACAGGCAACAGUAAUGCGCCAGAAUGUGAAAAGAGCUACUUUAGAUGAAGUCUUAGAGCUCAUGGCCACAGGAUUUCUACGUGGAGGGUCUGGAUUCUUAAAGAGUGGAGGAGAAAUGCUAAAAGUUGGUGGUUCAGUUAAUCGUGAAGUAAGAGUUGGAGUUACACAGGCAUAUGUUGUUUUUGUUACAACAUUAGGUGGUCAGUGGUUAGAACGCAGCUUUGCUACAUUCUUAUCUCAUGUACUUGAUCUGGUUUCACACCCUCGGGCCACCCAAACACAUGUAGAAGCUGUGUACUCAAGAAGGUGUGUCUCCUUUAUCCUCAGAGCUACUGUAGGCAGUUUGCUUGGGGAAAAAGCUCAGAUUGCAGCUGCCAAAGAAAUCUGCCAAGCCAUUGGAAAACAAAUGAAAGCAGUGGAAGCAGUAGUGAAUGAUACAAGUAGUGAAAACAAAUCUGGAGCUGCUGACAUAGCAGCAAGUCAGCAUGUGAUGGUGUGUGCCCUGCAGGAGCUUGGUAGCUUAGUUCAAAGCUUAAAUGCCACUGCAUCUCCUCUUAUUCAGGAAGCAUCUAUAGGUCUUUUGGAAACAGUAACAUCUGUACUUCUGCAUCCUAGUAUGGCUGCCCGACUUGCUGCAGCAUGGUGUUUACGUUGUGUAGCUGUGGCAUUGCCUUUCCAGUUGACUCCAUUUCUAGACAGAUGUGCAGAAAGGCUCAAUAAUUUGAAGACCUCACCUGAAGCUGUUAGUGGUUAUAGUUUUGCAAUGGCUGCUUUGUUAGGUGGAGUACAUCAGUGCCCAUUGGGUAUCCCUCACGCCAAAGGAAAGAUGGUAGUAAGCAUUGCUGAAGAUCUCUUACGAACUGCUGCUCAAAACAGUAGACUAUCCUUGCAGCGCACUCAAGCUGGAUGGCUUCUACUUGGAGCACUUAUGACUUUAGGUCCUUCUGUUGUUCGUUAUCAUCUUCCCAAAAUGUUGCUAUUAUGGCGAAAUGUCUUCCCUCGUUCCUUAAAGGAGCUAGAAGCUGAAAAGGCACGAGGAGAUUCUUUUACUUGGCAGGUAACAUUGGAAGGCCGGGCUGGAGCAUUGUGUGCAAUGCGGAGUUUUGUUGCUCAUUGUCCUGAACUCCUAACUGAGGAUGUGAUUAGAAAACUGAUGACACCUAUUGAAUGUGCCAUGACGAUGAUGUCACACAUUCCAUCUGUAAUUAAGGCCCAUGGAGCUCAUCUGAAGGCUAGUGCUGCAAUGGUCCGCUUAAGACUUUAUGAUAUUUUGGCAUUGUUACCCCCCAAAACUUAUGAAGGAUCUUUUAAUGCACUUCUUAGGGAGCUGGUGGCAGAAUUUACUUUGACAGAUAACUCUGCCAAUACUACUACCUCCCUUCUCAGAUCUCUCUGUCAUUAUGAUGACAGUGUUCUUCUUGGUUCCUGGCUUCAAGAAACUGAUCAUAAAUCAAUUGAAGAUCAGCUCCAACCAAAUAGUGCAUCUGGGAGUGGUGCUUUAGAGCAUGACCCAUCCUCCAUUUAUUUACGAAUACCUGCUGGUGAAGCUGUUCCUGGUCCUCUUCCUCUUGGCGUCUCAGUCAUUGAUGCUUCUGUUGCUCUCUUUGGUGUAGUGUUUCCUCACGUUUCUUAUAAACACCGAUUACAGAUGCUAGAUCAUUUUGCUGAAUGUGUCAAACAGGCUAAAGGUGUUCGUCAGCAGGCCGUACAACUUAAUAUUUUCACUGCUGUUCUCAGUGCAUUAAAGGGCUUAGCUGAAAACAAAAGCACUUUAGGACCUGAGGAAGUUCGUAAAUCUGCUCUGACAUUGGUUAUGGGUGCUCUUGAUAAUCCAAAUCCCAUUUUAAGGUGUGCAGCUGGAGAAGCCCUUGGAAGAAUGGCUCAAGUGGUUGGAGAAGCAACUUUCAUUGCUAGAAUGGCUCAAUAUAGCUUUGACAAACUAAAAUCUGCUCGAGAUGUUGUUUCCCGAACUGGCCAUUCAUUGGCUCUUGGCUGUCUGCAUCGAUAUGUUGGGGGUAUAGGAUCAGGGCAACACCUCAAGACCAGUGUUAGUAUUCUACUAGCACUGGCGCAAGAUGGAACUUCACCUGAAGUCCAGACCUGGUCUCUUCAUUCACUUGCUUUGAUAGUGGAUUCUAGCGGGCCAAUGUAUCGUGGCUAUGUCGAACCAACUUUGUCCCUAGUUCUCACAUUGCUAUUGACAGUUCCACCUUCACAUACAGAAGUUCAUCAGUGUUUGGGUCGAUGUUUAGGUGCUAUAAUAACCACUGUUGGACCUGAACUGCAGGGGAAUGGAGCAACAAUCUCGACAAUCCGCUCUUCCUGUUUGGUUGGUUGUGCAAUCACACAAGACCAUUCAGAUUCUCUUGUUCAGGCAGCUGCUAUCUCUUGCCUUCAACAGCUACAUAUGUUUGCCCCACGGCAUGUCAAUUUGUCUAGUCUGGUUCCUAGCCUUUGUGUUCAUUUAUGUAGUUCCCAUUUAUUACUCCGAAGGGCAGCAGUUGCAUGUCUUCGGCAACUUGCACAACGAGAAGCUGCUGAAGUAUGUGAAUAUGCUAUGAGUCUUGCCAAAAAUGCAGGAGACAAAGAAAGCAGUGGCAUCAAUAUGAAUCCUUUUGCACCAGGGAUCGGUCCUCGCCGUGACAUCCAUUGUCGGCACCGAGGUGUCAAUAUAACAGAAACUGGCUUGGAAGGGCUUCUUUUUGGAAUGCUAGACCGGGAGACUGAUCGAAAAUUAUGUUCUGAUAUCCAUGACACUUUAGGACAUAUGCUUUCAUCCCUGGCCGUAGACAAACUUUCACAUUGGCUAAUGCUUUGUAAGGAUGUUCUGGCAGCUUCCAGUGAUAUGAGUACUACAACUCCUUUAAGUGGUGGAAAGGAUGAAGAAUCUGAAAAGAAAGAUGAGAUGGAUGAUGACACUAUGUUCACCACGUUAGGUGAAGAGGAUAAAUCAAAGCCUUCUGUAGCUCCUCGCUGGGCCACUCGGGUGUUUGCUGCUGACUGCUUGUGUCGGGUCAUCAUGUUGUGUGAGAAUGCAGACCCAGCUCACUUUGAUCUCGCUUUGGCACGUUCAGCCAAACUGAGAAACCCUGCAAAUGAUCUUUUAGUACUCCAUCUCUCUGACCUGAUACGCAUGGCAUUCAUGGCUGCUACUGAUCACAGCAACCAGCUGCGGAUGGCUGGGCUUCAAGCACUUGAGGACAUUAUUAAGAAAUUUGCAUCUGUGCCUGAGCCAGAAUUUCCAGGUCACGUGAUUCUGGAGCAGUACCAAGCUAAUGUGGGAGCUGCUCUCAGACCAGCCUUUUCACAAGAUACUCCAUCAGACAUAAUUGCAAAAGCUUGCCAGGUUUGUAGCACAUGGAUUGGAAGUGGAGUUGUUAGUGAUCUCAAUGAUCUCCGCCGAGUACACAAUUUGCUUGUUUCUUCACUAGACAAAGUACAGGCAGGAAAAGGAUCUUCUAGCCAACUUUAUAGAGAGAGUGCCACAACUAUGGAAAAACUGGCAGUGCUGAAAGCUUGGGCUGAGGUUUAUGUUGUUGCCAUGAAUAUUAAAAAGGAAGCAGAGACUAAACCAAAAAGAACCAUAAAAAACACUGAUGAUGAAGAUGAUGAUUAUGGGACCAUAGAUGAGCUGCCACCAGACAGUUUAAUUACACUUGUACAGCCUGAAUUGCCGAUACUUAGCCGCCUCUGGUUGGCAGCAUUAAAAGACUAUGCACUUUUGACUCUACCAGCUGAAUUUUCAAGUCAGCUUCCACCAGAUGGGGGAGCCUUUUAUACUCCAGAGACAAUUGAUACAGCUCGGCUUCACUACCGGAACUCUUGGGCUCCAAUUCUCCAUGCAGUAGCACUUUGGUUAAAUAGUACAGGAUUUACUAGUUCAGAACCAACAGAAGAAACAUCAGUGUCUGGUUUACAAAAACGUCCAACAUCUGUCAUUUUAAACCAGGCACCUGGAGCAACAGCUAAUACUAAAUCUUUGCCAGAAAUCAACAAAGACAGAAUGCAUCUGAUUUUAGGUGUUAGUAUACAGUUUCUUUGUUCCCCAAGACCUGAGGAACCUAUUGAACAUGUUACAGCAUGUCUGCAGGCAUUGCAUACCUUACUGGAAUCCCCUUGUGCCAGAAUUCACAUUGGAGAGGAUCAGCUCAUUGGUGUCGAGUUGCUGAAUGUGCUGCAUCGACUCCUUUUGACUUGGAAUCCACCCUCAGUCCAGCUGUUGGUCACUGGAGUGGUACAGCAAAUAGUUAGAGCGGCUCAAGAUUAUUUGCAAGAAAAAAGAAACACUCUAAAUGAAGAUGAUAUGGAAAAAGAGACUUGCCCUGUGUUAGGAGAAGGAGGUGACAGUGGUGGGCUUGUUCCUGGAAAAUCUCUUGUCUUUGCAACCAUGGAGCUAUUGAUGUUCAUCUUAGUACGGCAUAUGCCACAUCUCAGUACCAAGAUGUCAGAUUCACCAAGUCAUGUAUCCACCAAAACAAGAUUAUCUGAAGAAAGUGCUCGUUUAGUGGCAGCUGCAGUUACCAUCCUCUCAGACCUGCCAUCUCUUUGCUCUCCUGCUGGAUGUAUGACAAUAUUACCCACAAUUCUGUUUCUGAUUGCAAGAAUAUUGAAAGACACAGCAAUAAAGUCUGGAGAUAAUCAAGUACCCCUCCCAGUCAGUGCAGCUCUACAAGGAAUUAAAAACAUUGUGACUCUUUCAAUGGCCAAGACUGAGGAAACUCAAAAGCAGUGGACUGAUCUAAUUCGUAGCACUCUUGCAUGUAUCCUGGAAUAUUCUCAACCAGAUGAUUCAAUGCCUGUUCCUGAUGAAGUGAGCAUGCUUACAGCUAUUGCACUCUUUCUGUGGUCUGCUAGUACUGAAAUAAUUGGAGUCCAGUCAUUACAGAAUGGCUGCGUGAACAGAUUUAAAAAUGCACUGAAUUCUUGUGAUCCAUGGGUUCAAGCUAAGUGUUACCAGCUUCUUCUUUCAGUUUUCCAGCAUUCCAAUCGUGCCCUUUCAACUCCCUACAUCCAUUCAUUAGCUCCAAUAAUGGUUGAAAAAUUGAAAGCUGUUGAAAGGAGCCGGCCAACCAGUAGUACAGAGCUUUUAGCUGUUCAAGAAGGAAUCAAAGUUCUUGAAACAUUGGUUGCCCUUGGUGAAGAGCAGAACAGAGUCCAGUUACUUGCCCUUUUAGUUCCAACCUUGAUUUCAUAUCUGCUGGAUGAAAAUGCUUUUGAUUCAGCACUUACGGCAUCCAAAGAUCUUCAUGAGUUUGCACUCCAGAAUCUAAUGCACAUUGGGCCUCUCUAUCCACAUGCUUUUAAGACUGUAAUGGGAGCUGCUCCUGAGUUGAAAACACGCCUGGAAACUGCAGUUCGAGCAAGCCAAGCCAGCAAAGCAAAAGCAGCUGCGAGGCAACCAGCACCUACCAUACAUUCCGCCCCAACAAUUAAACUCAAAACAAGCUUUUUUUGAAUUUACUGUUCCAUUCCUUUUUAUUUACAUUGGCAACAAACACCAAAUUAGUCAUUGGUUCUGCAUCAUUCCAGUCUUUAUGUUUAUUUGAUUUGUAUAUUGGUGUUAGUGUUAUGAAAUAGGAUAACUGAAAUAAUUCCACAGGUUGAUGUUGAUUUUAGCAAAUUUAUUUUUAUCAUGUAUGUGAAUUAAUUUACUUUUUUUUUUUUU
Vombatus ursinus (common wombat) is the source of this 6671-nucleotide messenger RNA. RefSeq names its product HEAT repeat containing 5B (gene HEATR5B). NCBI's taxonomy places the organism in Eukaryota, Metazoa, Chordata, Mammalia, Diprotodontia, Vombatidae. The record is from RefSeq and is a predicted model, not a curated record. Bases 249 to 6461 code for a protein of 2070 amino acids. The transcript has 37 exons. Gene Ontology annotation, biological process: retrograde transport, endosome to Golgi; endocytosis; intracellular protein localization. Gene Ontology annotation, cellular component: Golgi apparatus; membrane; endocytic vesicle.